GUAAAGAGCUGCCGAGACAGACAGACAUAACUCUGAAGACAAAGGAUGCUGCUGCGGAACAGCGUCAGUCACGGAGGAAGUUAUAUUUAACAAAUAGUUCCGGACAAAACAAAAUCUACAUAUGGGAAUAGUUUUAGAUGCGCUAAUUCUUUUUUAACCGUAAUUGUUUUAAUUACAAGAAAAAUAACCAUCUACAGAGACCUUAAUGAUGCCAAAAUGACGAGCGGAUAAUAGUAACAGAGUCCAGAGGACCCAGGAGGUGCUGCGGUCAGCUUGUCGCCAUGGAGACUCCCAGAGUACCUUGUUGCUUGGGUCCAAAUGUUUACCCGGCUGUGCCGGACGGAGGCUGGGGCUGGGCCGUGGCCGUGACCUUCUUCAUGGUGGAGGUCAACACGUAUGGCGUCCUCAAGACCCUGGGAGUGUUCCUCCAGGAUCUCAUGGAGGAGUUUCGGGAGAGCAACAGCCGUGUCUCCUGGGUCAUCUCCAUCUCCGCGUUCAUCUUUGCCUUCACAGCCCCUGUGGCUUCGUUGCUCAGCAACCGCUUCGGCUACCGUCCAGUGGUCAUGAUGGGAGGCUUCCUCAUGAGUCUGGGGAUGAUCUGCUCCACCUUCACCAGCAGCAUCAACCAGAUGUACGUCACUGUCGGCAUCAUCUCAGGGUUUGGCUUCUGCCUCUCCUUCCUCCCCACGGUCACCAUCCUAGCCCAGUACUUCUCCAGGCGCCGAGCCCUCGUCACCUCCAUCGCUUCCUCUGGAGAAUCCUUCGCCAUAUUUGCUUUUGCACCCGCGUUCAGCAGACUGAAACAGGCCAUCGGGUGGCGCUGCUGCCUCGUGGUCCUCGGCGUCAUGCAGGCGUCUGUAGUUGUCUUCGGCGUCCUCCUGCGUCCAAUCAGCAUCGAGCCAGAUUUGGUGAGGGAGGACGGCGACUCGGACUCUGAGUCGGCCUCUCAGAAGCAGCAGAGCGCCUAUGAGCUGGAGAACGAACAGACCCAGACCUCGCUGUGCUCGGCCGUGUCCAGAGGCUCCGGGGACUCGGGCGUGACGUCCCUGUCCUCCUCCGACCAGGACCUGAGGGACAAUGCUGAGGAGGUGUCACUGCCGCCCAGCCUGGUCCAGGAGGACCCGAAAGGAGGGGCUGGGGCCGGGACUGGGAGCCCCGCCAGGCUGCUGGACUUCUCCAUGCUGAAGGACGCGUCCUUCCUGUGGUACUGUCUGUUCGGCCUGCUGGCCACGCUGGGCUUUUUCGCCCCACAGCUUUACAUCAUCGAGCUGAGCAAGAGCCGGGGCGUGGCCCCCAGCGUGGCCCCCAGCAUGCUGUCUGUGAUGGCCGUGGCUGAAAUCGUGGGGCGCUUCUCCAUCGGGGUGGUGAUGAACAGGGUGGGUUGCAGGAAGACCCGCGUCUUACUGGGCUGUGUGGUCGCCAUGGCGAUGGUUCUGCUGGCCUUCGCCGUGGUGUGGGAGUUCUGGGGCCUGGCGGUGUGCUGCACGCUCUAUGGCUUCUUCAUGGGCACCGUGGGCUCCACCCACAUCCCACUGCUGGCCGAGGACGAGGUGGUGGGCAUCGGCCGGAUGCCCGCCUGUGUCGGGGUCUACGUCUUCAUCCAGAGCUUCGCCGGCCUGGCCGGACCGCCGCUGGCAGGUGUGCUGGUGGACAUGACCAAGAACUACGGAGCAGCAUUUUACUCAUGUGCAGCAGGAAUGGGGCUCAGCGCUGUCUGCCUGGCUCUGGUGGGCGUGGCCAAGUCUGGUGCGUGCCGCAGAACAAGCAGGAGCGAGAACAAAGAAGGAGAAGAAGAGCAGGUGUCUCAGGAUAGUAAACCUUUAGACUUUCUGGAGGUGGACUUGAUGGAAACCAGUCCAGUUGAACAGACUGAGGUCGUCUGAGGUCGACCACAUCUGGAGAACAUCUGGUAGGAACCAAUAACAGGAUCCAGACGGGAGCUGCUGCUGAUCUCCAACCAUCAGACGUCUUAGUGUCUCUUUGUGACGACACAGAUCUGGAUCCCGCUGGAUGUGGAGCAGCUCUCUGCUGCAGCCACUUCAACAUCAGUCAUUAUGUUUGUCAUUUAAACUGUUCAGAAUGUGUGAAGUUUUUUUUAUAGCUUUUUUAAAAAAAAUUGUUUUGUCAACUUUUUAAUUAGGUGCCAGUCGGUUUACAUCCUGUGAAGUGCUGAACUGCUUCCACUCUUUUUAAAAAAAAAAUAAAUAAAAACUGAUAAG
Molecule: messenger RNA, 2219 nt
Organism: Poeciliopsis prolifica (blackstripe livebearer)
Lineage: Eukaryota; Metazoa; Chordata; Actinopteri; Cyprinodontiformes; Poeciliidae
Gene: slc16a6b
Product: solute carrier family 16 member 6b
Exons: 6
Coding region: 282-1883 (533 amino acids)
Biological process (GO): transmembrane transport; monocarboxylic acid transport
Molecular function (GO): monocarboxylic acid transmembrane transporter activity
Source: RefSeq, a predicted model, not a curated record